Messenger RNA from Patiria miniata (bat star), 797 nucleotides. It is a transcript of the gene churc1, whose product is annotated as protein Churchill-like. The transcript has 4 exons. The record is from RefSeq and is a predicted model, not a curated record. Gene Ontology annotation, molecular function: zinc ion binding. Gene Ontology annotation, biological process: positive regulation of DNA-templated transcription; multicellular organism development; fibroblast growth factor receptor signaling pathway. NCBI's taxonomy places the organism in Eukaryota, Metazoa, Echinodermata, Asteroidea, Valvatida, Asterinidae. Bases 81 to 425 code for a protein of 114 amino acids.
CCUGCGGCGGAGCUAGAUACAGCUAGCUAGCUGCAGAUGUUCAGCAACUUCGGUCUUCAUUUUUAGCAGAAAAUUUGAAGAUGUGUGUAGAAUGUGUCAGAGUGAAAUGUCCAGACAGGGGCAGUGUGUGCUUGGAGACUGGCUCCUAUCUUGUCAACUUCCACGAAUGCGCCAGUUGCCACAACAAGGAAAACAUCAAAAUCCAGAACCAGCAGACCGACACGGACGAAGAUGAGGGGGAGGAGAGGGUCGUCUAUGACCAUGUUUGUGCCGUGUGUGAACAUCUCAUAGCAGAGCAUCGGUACGAGUUUAGAAUAGAAGGCGACUAUCAGGAGUACUCCAUGCUUUGUAUUCUGUGUGGCCGAGCUGAGGACACAAUAAGCAUCCUCCCCGUCGAUCCAAAUAAACAGGCCAGUAUUUUCUGACAGAAGGAUGGAAGUGUUUUGGACUUGGGACCAGCAAGUCUUUAGAUGCUGUCGGUUCAGAAGAGCACAGCUUUGGUUCUGGGCUACCUGCCAAGACAUCUGAAGCCAUGUACCCGGGAUUACAUAGGAGACUUACGUCCAACAAUGUCUUUGAGCAUAUCCAAAAAUAUAUGGGUAGGGCUUUGUCAUAGUUUAUUAAAGGCCAAAAUCAUGAUCUAGCUUGCGGUACUGUGACCAAAAAAAAAUCAAUGAUCAAAACUGAUAUAUGGAUGAAUCCUAACCCUUCCAGAUGCAACGCACUGCAGCUAAAAGUCUGGCUGGCCUUGUUGCAUUUGACCAUCAACCCAAUUGCAUUUAGUGCCAAUUCUGAGA